Messenger RNA from Homalodisca vitripennis (glassy-winged sharpshooter), 1602 nucleotides. RefSeq names its product RNA exonuclease 1 homolog. Gene Ontology annotation, molecular function: nucleic acid binding; exonuclease activity. The record is from RefSeq and is a predicted model, not a curated record. The coding region runs from base 1 to 1602 and encodes 533 amino acids. Gene Ontology annotation, cellular component: nucleus. NCBI's taxonomy places the organism in Eukaryota, Metazoa, Arthropoda, Insecta, Hemiptera, Cicadellidae. The transcript has 6 exons.
AUGGAACCGGAGAUUGCCAAGUCCCCCGCCACAUGGGCUGCCGGCCCCAGCACUUUGUGCCAAACUAUUAUGGCACCUGGAAGUGCUGGGGUAUACCCCAUGGGGUAUCCCCAUAUCGUCUACCACGGACAGCAUCCUCUGACCUACUGCCCCCGGCCACCUACAACCCCAGUCCUUGCCGGCCAGUAUGGUGCCCCCCACAUUAAUAUAGCACAACCCCAUAUAUAUUAUGUGGUUCCCAACGUUUCGCCGGGAACGGGUUUUAUCCAGGCUCCCGUCCCUGUCAUCUCCCACCUAACAGGUCCCAUCAGACCUCUGCUCCCCAGUCCCAGGACCCCCCUCUUAGGUGUUCCUAGCACACCUCUGCCCCCCAGUCCCCUCACCCCCCUGCUGGCCGUUCCCGGCAGAACUCAGCCCGCCGUCCCAGGAGGUCCCCUGCACGCCGUCCUCGGAGAGUCCAGGACACUUCGGUCUGAUGGCAGCAGCACCGAAAGCUCCAGUGACGAGGAGGGGCCCAUCAGAGCAGACGGCGGAAGCCCUGGUACCCCGGUGCGAGGAGGGAGCAGUUGUGAGCUGCACAACUGCCUCAAGACAUACCUCCUCAAGCCAAGUGAACUUCUUGAGCUGGGUUAUCCUAUGGAGAGUGAGCUUUUUCCUGGGAAAGCCAUGAUUCUCAGGACCUCUGACCCUAGCCAGCCUCGUAGUCAAGGAUUCAAUGUAGACGUCAAGGAGUUCGUGCCGAUGGGGUCUGGCUCCACCAUGAGCCUCAACCGCCCCAACCCUAUCCCCAAGCAUACCAGUGGUAGAAACAGUUCCUACACCUCUCCUAAGACAGGGGCCGUGGAGCGCAAAUGUGUUCGCUGCAAAAAGUACUUCCUUGUCACCGACAAUGGGGAGUACCUGAGCAGCGAACAGUGUAUCUAUCACUGGGGCCGACUCUACCCCAACCCAUCCUGCCCAUCCUAUUACCUUUGCUGCGAAGGUAUCCCGUCCUCCCAGGGAUGUUCGACCUGCAGGCGCCAUGUGUGGAGUGGGAUCUCCACCGGUAUGAACGGUCCUCUGGAGGGAUUCGUUAGGACCCUCCCCCGGCAGAAUCCCACUCCAGAGGACCGUCCAGACGUCUACGCCCUUGACUGUGAGAUGGGCUUUACAGUCAGGGGCCUAGAGCUCUUGAAGGUCACCGUGAUCACUCUGGACGGCUCGGUAAAGUACGAGUCCCUGGUUCGACCUGAAGCCGAAAUCGUAGACUACAACACUAGGUUCUCCGGUGUCAAGGAGGAAGACUACCGCGGCAACUUCAAGACGUUGAGGGAAGUACAGAGUGACCUGACCGAGUUCAUAAAGGAAGACACCAUCCUCAUAGGCCAUGGUCUUGAGAACGACCUCAGAGCCUUGAGGAUGGUCCACUCUUCCUGCGUGGACACGGCGGUCGUCUUCCCUCAUCGCCGUGGGUUGCCGUUCCGCCGGGCACUGAGGGACCUGGUCAAGUACGUUCUCGGCAGGUCGAUCCAGGACAAUCCUGAGGGUCACGACAGCACCGAGGACGCCAGGGCCUGUCUGGAUUUGAUAAGGUAUAAGAUUUUUAACGAUUUUGAAAUAUAA